Ochotona curzoniae (black-lipped pika) is the source of this 2830-nucleotide messenger RNA. It is a transcript of the gene ENGASE, whose product is annotated as endo-beta-N-acetylglucosaminidase. Gene Ontology annotation, molecular function: mannosyl-glycoprotein endo-beta-N-acetylglucosaminidase activity. NCBI's taxonomy places the organism in Eukaryota, Metazoa, Chordata, Mammalia, Lagomorpha, Ochotonidae. Gene Ontology annotation, biological process: protein deglycosylation. Gene Ontology annotation, cellular component: cytoplasm. The record is from RefSeq and is a predicted model, not a curated record.
CUGGCCCUCACCUCGCCCAGGAGGUCCUGCGUGGGGCUGGCCCUCACCUCGCCCGGGAGGUCCUGCGUGGGGCUGGCCCUCUGUCCUCGCCCAGGAGGUCCUGCGUGGGGCUGGCCCUCUGUCCUCGCCCAGGAGGUCCUGCGUGGGGCUGGCCCUCUGUCCUUGCCCAGGAGGUCCUGCGUGGGGCUGGCCCUCACCUUGCCCAGGAGGUCCUGCGUGGGGCUGGCCCUCACCUCGCCCAGGAGGUCCUCACCAUGCCCGCUGUUCCCUUUCACACUCCAGCCAGGUACUAUGACCCUGACACCACGGCGCCAGUCAGCUUUUACCUGUCUUCCCUGGAGGAGCUUCUGUCCUGGGCGCCCCGCGAGGAGGAUGGCUUCAACGUGGCGCUGGAGCCCUUGGCGUGUCGCCAGCCCCCACUGAGCAGCCCCAGGCCCCGGACUCUGCUGUGUCAUGACAUGAUGGGCGGGUACCUGGAGGACAGGUUCAUCCAGGGCUCGGCGGCCCAGCAGCCCUACGCCUUCUACCACUGGCAGUACAUCGACGUCUUCGUCUACUUCAGCCACCACACCGUCACCAUCCCCCCCGUGGGCUGGACCAACGCGGCCCACCGGCAUGGCGUCUGCGUGCUGGGGACCUUCAUCACGGAGUGGACCGAGGGCAGGAAGCUCUGUGAAGCCUUCCUGGCCGGGGACAGGCGUUCCUACGAGGCAGUGGCCAACCAGCUCGUGAAAAUGGCAGAGUUUUUUCACUUUGACGGCUGGCUGAUCAACAUUGAGAACACACUGAGUGCGGCUGCGGUGAGGAAUACACCCUCCUUCCUGCGCUACCUCACCAAACAGCUGCACCAGCACGUGCCGGGCGGCCAGGUGCUCUGGUACGACAGCGUGGUACAGAGCGGGCAGCUCAAGUGGCAGGACGAACUGAAUGAGCAAAACAGGGUCUUCUUCGAUGCCUGUGAUGGCUUCUUCACCAACUACAACUGGCGGGAGGAACACCUGCAGCGCAUGGGGGCGGGCGGGCGCCUGGCUGACAUCUACGUGGGCGUGGACGUGUUUGCACGGGGAAAUGUGGUUGGUGGACGAUUUGACACGGACAAGUCGCUGGAGCUGAUCCGAAAGCAUCACUUCUCCGUGGCUCUCUUUGCGCCCGGCUGGGUUUACGAGUGUCUGGAGAAGCAAGAUUUCUUCCAGAACCAGGACAAGUUCUGGCGUCUGCUGGAGCGCUACCUGCCUACACACAGCAUCUGCUCCCUGCCCUUCAGUACGUCCUUCUGCCUGGGCAUGGGCACGCGCAGGGUCUGCUACGGCCAGGAGCAGGUGGAGGGGCCCUGGUACCACCCGAGUGCCCAGGAGACGCAGCCACUGUUUGGCGAGCACACACCGGACAGGGCCGGCGGGGGCUGGGUGAAGACGCUCUGUUGCCUGGCGGACCCCUGGCAUGGUGGCAGCUCCCUGCUUCUCCAUGGCGAGAUCUCACCCGAGGCAGACCGUGUGACUGUGAGGCUCUUCUCGCUGCACGUGCCUAUACCACCCAAGGUCUUCCUGUCCCUGGUGUAUAAGCUCGAGGGAUCCACGGGUGUCACCGUGGCCUUGGAACUCACCAUGGGGGACAGCAGCUGUCAUGUUGGUGGCAUCUCCGUGCUGACCGGGGAGGAAACAGGCUCAAGACACAGCCCUCAGCCCCUGUCGUCGCCCCCAACCAAGCUGGCCAGGCGCAUGGGCCGCUGUGGCCGGCAGCUCAGUGGGGGCUGGACCCAGCGCUGCUACAAGCUGAGCCUGCACGGGUGCCUCCUGCGUGACCUGCUGGUGAGCUUCACCCGGCCACCGGGCAGCCAGGGCCCUGAGAGCUUCUCCUGUCGCCUUGGGGAGAUCCAGGUGCUGGAUGCCGAGAGCCUGCUGGCACCCCUGCCCAGGGUGCGGGCCGUCACCAUCUCGCGGGUGCGCUGGCAGCCGGCUGCCUCCGCACAGAGGGGCGCUACUGGUGGGCUGUCGCUCAGCUGCACCCUGCACUGGUCCCGCGUCCUGUCCCAGGUCCGCUGCUUCCGAGUCCACUGCUCCCUGGGCCCUGAGAAGUUCCUGGGCCUGGCAUUUGCCAACCAGUACCGGGUGGUGGACUUGGCCGUGGAGACCGCCGGCCGUGGCCAGGAAGGCCGCGUGGAGUUCCUGGUGGAGCCUGUGCCCAGGGAAGGCUUCGUGGUGCCUCGGGCGGACUGGGGCCGGGCGGUCCUGCUCUUCUCGCUCCCCGAGUAAGGCCCGUGCCCGCUCGGCACCAGGCUUCUUCCCGGCCGCCUGCCCUGUGCGGCAGCUGGUCCUGCACGCGGGCCACCGUGUGUGUAGGCAGGACACCGUGGGCACUGGCAGGCGGGGGUGGGGACGUGUGGUGCCGUUCCCGACACUUGUGGGCACCUCAGUGAGUGGACAGCCACGAGGCUCUUUGCUGAUGAACCGCAAAGCGCUGGUGCGGACGGGGCAGUUUACGUUGCCAUGAGGGGUGCUCAGGUUCCUCCCUCUUCCCUUCCUGCCCUCCCCUGUCGAGUUCACACCCCAAAGGCCCACGCUAGCCAGGCCUGGGCUGGACGCUCGGUAUGGGGCUCCCGUUGGCACCCGGUCCCCGAGGUGUCACUGCUGACUGCCAGGGUGCGUGUGGAGCAGCCAGAGCAGGCACCGCAGGGACCCCGGCACCCACAUGCUGGGCUGUGUGCCCGUGCCUUCCUGUGGUCUACUAGGGCCGAGGGUGUCGGCUGUCCUCGCAGGGUGGGGCUGAGGCGACUGCUGUGGCCCACCCCGGUACUGGCUAUCGUCAUGUGUCUGAAACUUUCUGGAAUGUU